UAGCGAAUCAUCGACGGGUGACAUAAUUUAUUUGUCAACGAAUCACUGAAAUACCGAAUUGCAGUCCUUUUAAUAGUCUGUUUUGACAGUAAGCCGGAGGCUAACAACUACAUUUAGACCUAAACAACUGAAGGCUUUUUCAACCAAGGUCAAACCUUUUAAGAAGGCUAAUCAAGGUAAAGGGCCGCAACUCUAACAAGGAUGGUAGGCUUUCCAGUACUUCCCAGAUGCUAUGUCUUCGCAUUGGGGAUCUUUGCUGCUUUUCCAAGUCAUUCUAGAGGUAAAACGUUACCUUGUAUUGCACACUAUGUUUUUAAUAGCCAGGUUCAUUAUUUUGGAACAUAUUUCGAGCUCAUUCCUCAAGCUUACAUCUUUGUGUCCUCGUUUCUCUUGAAAAGCUUUCAGCCAAGGAUCGAUUGGUGGCCUGUUUUAUGUCAACUUCAUGAUCGAUCAAUUUUCCUACCUGAAUAUCACAAGUAUUGGACGGAAUCUUAUUCAAGACGAAAACGAUUGUGGGUACGCCUGUCUAGAAAUUCCAUCGUGUUUUUCUUACAACGUGGCUGCCUUCCCUGAUGUCAACAACAAACGUCUGUGCGAACUCCUGCCAUCGGACAAGCAUAACAACUCAGACAAGUUCAACGCCAGCAAAGAGUUUCAUCACUUCUUUAUUCCGGUGAGUCAAACUUCUAAAUGAUGAAAAGUGUUUCGUUCUAUAACCCUUUCGCUGCCAAAUGUGGCAAAAUGCGACAAGAAUUUCCAAAUUUCGUUUUGUAAAAUGCUGAAAAUACGAAUAGUGCCAUGUGAAAGUACAGACAGGGAGGUUUCAUUUAAAUGGUAACUUCACAGAAUUUUGUCCACAGGUUACAAAACUCCAUCAUUCCCUCUGACAGUGAGAGAGUUUUAAGAAUAAAUGCUCAAUAAUCGUCUCCCCUUAUCGGGCUUUUCAGGGUUAAUGAAACAAAUGCUAAUUCAAAGGAAACGUAACAUGGUUAAGAAUCCCAACUGGUAGGUGGCGAACCCAUUUGGCUACUUAAAAAAAAAAUGGGCUAAGCAUUUGAACACUGGACUAACGAGAACAAUCAAGCAAGUAGACAGGGUGGUACUUGAACUCGGGGCCUCCCCAUUACAUGUCCAGUUAAACCACUCAACCACGCUGCCUUUCCCGUUUCGUGGGAACACUGUGUAGAUAUUAUUCUAAUUUCCCUGCAUAGCUAGUUAUGGGCUUCGGAUGACCGAAUUCUGGAAGGGGAGAAGGCACUCAGAAUUCUCUUUACUUCCAAUACGAAAGACAAAAAAAACAAAACAAAACAAGAGAGUGAGCUGUCUGGAACUAUAUGUAUCUAAAAGACACCUUAGUAAUUUCUAUUUGUAAAAUUAACGCUAGUGAAAUGUUACACCUGCGAACUGCCAGCUUCCAAUGCCCAGCCAUGCUUCUUCAGUUCGUUAAACAGAAAUUUGGAUGACCCGAUUAAGUUUAUGAGGCAGACUGGUUCAAACUUGAUCUCUCCACUGAAAUACAGUUUUCUCCAUUAAAAAGCGUUCGAUAGUUCGCUUAAACACAUUUGGUUAAAUAAUAGAUUAUUAUUAUUAUUGUAUUUUAUUUUCGGUAACAAGAUAUUUUGAACAAUCAGUAUCGAGUCUGAAAUUUGCGAAAUUUUGCUUUAAGAAUAAACCCGGGGUUGAAAUUUUGAAAAAGAUAUACUUUUUGUGUGUUAAAAACUCUGUUAACUAGACACAAUUAUGCUAUAACAGCAUAAGCUAUAAUUUAAGAUUUUCCGCCUAAAAUCGGGAAAAAAAAAUUAUUCGACCUGGGCUGGAAAAACGACAUUUUAUUUAAAUAAAAAAUAGUGAUGUAAACUCAAUGACACCCCCCCCCUCCCCCCAAUGUUGGCGAUGCCCUCGACAUUAAGACUUUCCCUUUAUGCUACUCUACAUGGGCCCGGUUGCAUAAAACGUCCGUAACAACUACGGGUAUACGUACGUGCACUCGUAACUUAAGUCAGUUGCAUGAAAUCACUUAAGUGGUCCACUCAGGGAAUUCACUUAAGUGGUUGCACUUACGAUUUGCGUAAGUGUUCACUUAAGUGUCGUUUAUGCAACAGAAAUUGGGAGUGUUGCAUAAAACUUGUUUUACGGGAAAAAUAGCACGUAAAUUUACGGACCCUAUGUAGGUCUCGUAUCGUUACUGUUUUUACUAAAGUUAACGAGAUCUUUUACUGAGAAGUGACAUAAACGACAUUGACCUGACUGGGAAAAUUUUAGUGUUUUUGAUGGUCGCUUAUUGGAGGUGGUCGCUUACGAGAGGUGAUAGCACAUGGAGGCUUGAUUGUGUAAUAUUUUCGAUUGUGAAGUAAAAGAAAACCUUGAAUCUUGCCUCCAUUUCUACAUAUAAAACCUUCAGUUGUUUAUAAAGCACGUAAAAUCUCUACACGAAAGUUGAAUAAAUCCACCUGCACAUGUAAAUGAGAUCCUUGCUAAGUGAUGUAAAACUUGUUGUUUGUUGUUCUUAAUGAACGAAAUGUCAUUACGGCUGCAUCGACACGAUCGUCGAAUAUGUUUGUAGUUAGCCGAUGUCUGAUAAAAAUUCAGCGAACUUGCAUUUCAAAACCUUGUAGAUUAACAGCUAGAAGACUGGAUUCAAUUCAGAGUUAUUAACCUCUUCUCAAAAAAAACAAAACAAAAACAAUCAAUGAAAUCAGGUGCUCUUGUUUGCGUUAGCUACAUUAACUAAGACCAGCUGGGCCCGGUUACAUAAAAUCUGCACUUAAGUGCUCACUUAAGUAGGUCACUUACGAAUCUGUUAUGGUUACGUUAUGGUUACAUGGAACGCACUCAACACUCUCGUAAGUUCCAGUUUUACGUGGAAACUUACGGCACAUGUAACUUUGAUAUAUUACUUUAUGAAUGACUCACUCUUACUUUUUUUUUUUGAGCUAACAAUCGGUGAGUGUAAAGAAAGUGUCUAGUCGUUUUGAACACUUUUUAAGCCUCUAAAAAAAAACAAAAUUUGUAUGCAAUCAUUAUUUUACUUCAAUAUCUACUGAAAAUGAUAGUUCGUCUUCUUUUUUCUAAUCGUCGGCUUUUAAGUGUACAUCAGAGGUUAACCCAUUCGCUCCUGGAGAUUUUGCCGAAAAACGCGUUUUGAAGCUAGUCGAGUGGUUUUCUGGUCACUGUCGUGCUAUAAAGAGCUAAAACUUACCACAAACCGGUUUACAGGUCGUACACUUGGCGGCCUUCUGAUCCAGAAGGGCAUGCGCAGAAAGCUUUUCGCUUUUCUUGCCUCAUUUUUUUUUUCUCUUGCUGGGCAUUUAGUAGGCUUCAUUUUGGUGGGAAGAGUUUUUAGGAAAGCUUUGAGGAUCUUAGGAUUAGGUGAAAGGAAAGGUAGGUGGGUAAUGGAACAAGAUUUUCAUGGAGAUUUUCAGGUCAAUGUCACUUGGUUUUUUGCUUCUUUCUCCGGUGUCCUUGACUGAAUUGUGCUGAUUCUGGUAUGGUUUGAAAGAUCUCUUCACUCUGCACAAGUUAGCGAAGAAAGUUGUCCUUGACCGUUAAAACUGAUGACGUCACAAAGGGUAGAAAGGACCUGGAUUCGCACGGGCGGUUACGGGCGGUUCAGGGGGGAAUGGGUUAACAAAGCGCAUUAGAACGAAUUACGUGAAUUACGUGAAUUACGGGCUUUGGAAUCCGGAAUACCGCUUGAGAAAUCUGGAAUCUCACUAACGAUUGGAAUCCAGAAUCGAAGUUCCAGUGACAAAGACUGGAACCUAGUACCUGGAAUCCGGAAUCCAAGGCGUGGAUUCCAGAAUCCACGACUGUCUCGGAUUCCCUAGUCUGAGUCGCAGACGUAAUUUAACCGCAGUUAGUAAUGUCUGCAAAGCAGCGCUGAAAUCCUUAUUCUGGGCCCCCAACGGACUCAACGAAUUAACGGAAGUGUGUUUGGAAUUUCCUUUCAAUCUGAUUGGCAAAUCUACAAUGGUAGAUACUCAAAUCCUGGUACACAGGUGGAGGCCUAGCUAGAACUGUUUAGCAGACGGACUUAGCCAAAGUUUAGUUUUGACUGUGACGCAGGCAAAGAUUCCCUUACAUAGGGCGAUCCUAGCCUGUGUAACAGGCGGUAAUUUUGGUUUGUUUUUCGUUGAGUUUCCUUUACGAAAGAGCUCAAAAGAGAAAAUGAAGGGGGCCAGAAAAAAAGGCAAAGAGAACAUCGUUUUCUUGUGUGACUUCUGUUUUGCUUUUACGCUGCGCAAGUUUAGUAAAUGCUACUAAACUUAACCCUCGGACGUACACGCAAAUUCAUACCCCCAGCGUGGUACAACGGUUGGGGGCGGGGGCAGUUUUUGAUAUGUUGCAGUAUUUCGAAACGAUUUUACCUUUAGUGGAAAGCCUUUGAUCUUCUUAACAAGAUGAGGUAUAUUUUAUGAGUGGUGGCGCUACUUGACCACCUGCUACUUAUGACGUAAUAUCUCUAAACCAUAGCAACUGACCAUCACUGAACUUGUCUCAAAAUGUGCGCGAGCGAUGAACGAACAACUACUGAAAACGUCAGGUCCGAGGGUUACCUUGGAGCUCAACUUGGUCAAUGAAAGUCGAUUGCUCAAUUUCCGUCUAUUUUUUUUUAACGGGGAUGGGCCACUAACCCCAUGACGUAACUCCUGGAGGGCCAGGCGUGGCAAUUUAUCUUGCCUAUUUUCACCCAAAAGCUACCCAUCACGGUUGAACCCACCAGGAACCAAAUUACAAGGUCCCCACUAGUAUUAUCAAGGCACACAAAACUCCCCGCCACGUCAGUUUGUUUUGCGUCGCGUUAAUUGAUAUUUUGACUUUGCCAUUCAAUGGUCGUUACUAAGAGCUAUAUGCUUUCCUCUGUGUAGUCUUCGUGCGACAAGUCACCCUGUAAGAGUGCUGGUAAAUGCAUUCCCUCGUACCAGGACAAUGGAUAUAAGUGUAUCUGCGUGAAAGGAUUCACCGGAAAAAACUGCGAAACGAGUAAGAAUUACUAUUAGUUGAAACAAUGUUGCCAGUAAUUAACAAUUAAAGAAGUCUUUUAGUGUGUUCUGUUCUGUUGUAAAGCACGUAGUAAGCGGUUAGAGCACAAAAGAAGUGUAGGGGUAAACACCAGACGUAGUCGAGUGUGUUUCUCUCCUCCCUGAGUGCUCUAGCCGCUUCCAAGGUAGUUUACAACUAAACAGGGUGACAAAAAAAUUAGUUUUAGCGUCAGUAUACACUUAAACGUGUUUAUUUCUGCAUUGUCUUUUUUUAUAUCCUAAUAUUGAAUUGGGGGGACGGUGAUAUUUAGUGAAAGAGAAACCAUCUUUUUUGAACAUUUAAACAAACUGCUGUUGAGUUGUACAACCCGCUUCCCACUUUGUCCGAGACUGUUGGCUAAACAUUAUAAAGCUUUUGUAAUUAAAAUUUUAGGUAUUUUCAUUGGCUUCUAAUCACAGUUACAAGAACAAACUGGGGGUUUAACAGCCCAUUGUAAUAAAAAAAAAAUAGUGGGCGAAUACGUUUGACGCUGAACUUUGCCAGACAUUUUAUAACCUAGAAUUACAAUUUCCAUGAGAGGUUACCAAACACAUAAUUGGUGAUGAAUUAGUUUAUAGACAGAUUUCUCCAGGUAACUUUAGAACAACUAGUUUACAUUUUCUGUCUACAGUUCAAAAUUAUACGGAUAAAAUAAUGCAAAUUUUUACAACGCGCUAUAACUUAGAAUUUCGCAAAUCGACUCUCAUUACUAGGCCCCAAUCUAUCAAAAAAUCGAAAAAAAUCUCUGGGCAAACGAUCUUAAGCGGCCCGCAAGACCUCGAGUUAAACCCUAAUUUUGCGAAAAAUCGCCUUAUUACAGUGAUUAAAAAUGCGUUACACCGUCUGUCACGCCAGCGGUGUUAACAACAGAUACACUUUAAACAUUCUAUUCAACGUUGAUCACAUGCCAAAUUCCAGCAUACAAUCUAUAUUACAUCUUUCAAUAAACUUAUCUUAUUUAGAAGAGUCAUUUUGUUUCGAUACAAUAGAUAGUGCAGAAUUGCCCAAAGGUCGGCUUUUUUGAGCGACGUGCCCAAAAGAAAAAAACAGACUUUAAACAAGUAGAGUGGUGUGUUUUAUUUAUGUAAGCAUCCGUCAAAAGGCAUAAAUACGUUAAAUUUAAGACGGAGACAACCAAUAUUAACUAAUUAGAAAUUAACUUUCUUUUUUCUUGCGAGGUAGGUUUCUCUUUCAAGUAAUUAUGCAUAUUGUUGGUUUUCACAUGACGUCACUAAAAUUCAAACUUCAAAACUAUCGAUCCUACUGAGAUUUUACUUUCAUGAUGUAUUAGGGCAGCUGAAAAAUAAUUUUCAUACAAAUUUUCGCUUCAAAAGGGCUCUUGGUUUUGUGGUAGAGUACGCUUGAAUUUCUAAGGUACUGCGUGACGCGCAUUUACAUGACGGCCGAGAGAGCUGUCACGUAGGUUAAAAAAGUGACGUAUUUCGGGGAAUUUUGCUAUCUAAACAGUUCAUGUAUUAGAAAAAGUAUUACUUUAAUGUUUAUGAGUUCCUCGAGGAAUAAAUUCACGCUUUUGUACCAAAACUCGGUAACAGAUGUUUUUGUUGGUUUCCGUCCGCCAUGUUGGUGCCCAUCCAGGUGGGCACCAGCAUGGCGUCUCCAUACAAAUCUCUAUAAAUUUGGGUAAAACAUUUCUUCGGAUAUCUCGUAUACGGAAUAUUCUUCUGGCCUGAAUCUUGGCGAGGGUCUUUGUAUAUUUACCUCCUUUUAUUUCCCAGAUUUCGGACUUUAUCUAUUGAACGGUUUUGAUUUUUAUUUUGGUCUAUUUUGAAUGGCGUGACAAUGAAAACCAGCAAUACGGUAAGUAUACAUGUACCUUUCUGAAUGUAUUACUAUCACACUUAUAAAUGCACUUUGUAAGAAACGUUUCAGAAAAUAUUUUAACUCGUCUCGAUCGACGAUGAAACACCAUCAACAAAAAAGAGCUCCGUCAGCACAACAGAAAGUAGAAAAAAAGUGGUUUUUACUGAUGCUAAAGCAGGAAUAGUUGCAGCGUGAGUAUGAGCUUUUAAAAUGUCAGCUGCUCCUAAAUGGACAUCUAUAGAUGCCUUGCAUCGGCAUUGGAAAAAACUGUCUGGCCCAUGCGCUAUGAACUAGCCUGUUCAAGGCGUAGUGGACAGUGGCGCGAAAUGGAGAACGGAGGAAAACAAACGUGGAAGAGCUUAGAAGAGCGUAAGAGGGAGAGAGUAGGUAACCUCCCACGCAUUCGUUUUAGGGGAACUCGUUUUUCAUGUGGGGGGGGGGGAGGAGGAAAAGAUGUUCUUUCGCCCUCUCUCCCUAACCCCGCCCCUUCGCCAUUUUUUCUGGCUCACUUUUCUUUGCGUUUUCCCAACUAUCUGAAGACCUGUUACAGGUUAACUACGUGCAUUCAUCAUUUCCAAUUUUUAAUGGUAUAUAUUCAACUUGAGCGUCGAGCACUUUUGGCGCUUUGUUAUUAAUCAGCAGGGACGGAUUUGGUAGAACUAACUUUUCAACGGCUUUUAAUUAGACUGCGAAACUGUCGGGGUUUUUUUGUUUUGUUUUGUUUUGUUUUUUUAAUUUUAUUUUUUUCCAGUUUCUGUCGAAGUUUUAUACGUAAUUUUCGUUUCUCUCCCUAGUUUCCCCCCCCCCAUGAAACUUAGACACUCAUGGUACCCUCUAAAAUGUCUUUCCCCAUGCAAUAUAAUACUAGGGAUAAGCCCCUUGGAAGGCACUUAUUAAAAUGGAUAUGCCGCUGAGGCGUUCAAACCCUGACUCUAUUUAAGACAAAAACUAGUCAUUUCAUUACCAUGUUCAAGACGCUUGGAAUUGUAUAGCCUUUUUAAGAAUCAAGGCUUCCAAAACCUUACCUUUCCGCACUGAUUUAAAUGCUAUUUUGCGCCUCAUAAAUAAUAAAUAAUAAAUUAUUAUUAUCAUUAUAUUACCUUUGUCUUUGUCACAAAACCGAAUGAGACUGAGAGCCUUAGUCUACUUUCCGUAAGUACCGUGUAGAUCUCCGGAAGAAUUGUUUGCAGGCAGCCCUAGUCAAAACCCUAAGAGACUUCGCCUGCCGCUGGUGAAUAGGAAGGCCAUUUCCAAAGAACUGCUCCAGAAAAACUAUUUUUUUAAACAUUUGUCUGGGGUAGAGGAAUAGCGAGUUUGCUGUUGGUGUCUCUUAAAAAGUAAUUAGAGAUAUUGCAACGAUCUGUCAUUGCUACGAUCUACUAUGAUACAAAAUGUAUAUAACGCAUAUUCUGCGAUACACCCGCCUCUCACCGCUCUUUGACGAAAUGUCCCUAGCGGCAGAUAGCAAUGAGAGGAAGCUGUAUCGCAGGCUUUUGGACACAAGGCUUUUCCUUCACGGGUAAACUGGUCGCUUCACGGUUUAGGCAAAUGGUGAACAGAAUUAACGAAAAACGGCCGCAAAAGCCUGAAACUCAGAUAUUCAAAAAAGGUUUGAAGACAUGAAAUCCGAAUUUCUGUCUGGAAUUUUCCAACCAGGAAAAUAGGAAUGCCUUUUCAUACGUUCCAUUUGUUUCAAACGUCGAAAGCAACCCGAAACUGAGUUAAUAGUAAGCCUGGCAAAGCACCAAAGUGUCUUCUUGGUUUGUUUUAAUGGGUCAUAUAUAGAGUCAGUAGCUUGAUGAUUCAUACACGUUGUCAUACAAGUAUGUAGGCUCCUCUUUGGCAUCCACGUAGCUUUUUCAGUUUUGAGAGCCCGCAAAUUAAGGGUAAAAACUUCGUUGAACUAUUGCACCAAUACUUAGUCGAAAAUAUUUAAUUGCUUCAAGGAAACUAGUUUUUAAAAACCAAAUGGCAUUGUUUGGCGAUGAUUUAAUUAGUAAAUAUCCCGCAAUGCAAAAAUUCAUUCAGUAAACGGUUUUCGUUUAGAUUUUUUCUGUUUAUAUACCAUUUUUGAGGGAAAUCGCUAGUCUGAAACUGAACAUGAAAGUGUGUGACGCUAUCCCCGGGACGCUACAUGUUGUAUCUGAAGAAAAUACUGCAAUCAAUAAGAAUAAUAGAAUUAUUGAAAGAUUUAAUUUCGAACUGGCUUUUAAUCUGCCUUUAGUAAAUUGUUUAAAGCGUAUCUAUAUGUAACACUGCCGUGACGGCCCGUGUCACGCUAUUUUUAACCAUGCAAAUGUCGCGAUUUUUCCCAAAAUUAGGGUUGAACUCGAGGUCUUGCGGGCUACUUAAAAUCGUUUGCCUAGAGAUUUGUUUCGAUUUCCUAUAGACUGGGGCCUAGUAAUGCCGUAGGGAGUUAAUUUGCUAAAUUCUAAGUAAUAGCGCGCGGUUAAAAUUUGCAUUAUUUUAUCCCCAUAAUUUUCGACGGUAAAAAUUGCCAAUAGGGCCUAUUUUUAACAAUACCUUGUUGGCCACAUAAAUAUUCCCGCUUUCACAGAUGUAUCGUUUUAUAAGGAAGAAAGGGUCAUAAAACUAUUCGCUGCUCUUCAAAGACUGCCAAGUCGUUGUAGUUUGACGUACGACGUCAAUGAAAUUUGUGUAAAAUUUCGCUUUACCGGAAGUGGAUGUUGAACUCCGAACGGACAAAAUGAGUUUUCUCGAAUUGUAAGAAAAGAACACGUUAUUUGGGAAAACUAACUACAGCAUGUUUCAUUUCUCAUUAAGGGUUGUCGAUGAGCCAAAAAUGAACGAAAUCAAAUUAUGAGCUUGUGCCGAGCGUGGGUCGAUAUUUACGGAAAGCCGCUCUUAAAUUGUUCUUUGUUGUUUUUAUUAAUUUUGCCUUUUAGAGAAAAUCGACGCGCUGUGUAGCCGGUAUGAGCAAUAUUUAUUACUGUUGUCUACGAUGUACAUGUACAUUGAUUCAUUGGAAAGAAGAGCUACCGAAUUUUAAUUUCAUGAAUACGUGACUCCUUCACAGUAAAAAGAGUUACAUGUACUUUUCUACCUUAUUUGUCGAUAUAUUCUAGUUGUUUUUUUAGUAUAAUUGCUUGAUAACAAAGAUUUUCAUUUUUUUUUUCUUGUGAAGAUUACUCUAUUCGAUUCCACUUUCUUGAGAAAGUUCAAGAACUUCCAACCCGAGGAGCAGUAGAUGUGGAACAUUUCACCAUUGACGGAAGUUUGUUUCUUGCUUUUGCGAACUAUCAUGGGGACAUUAAAAAAUACAAGACAGGUUCCACGAUCUACAAGAUGGAUAACUCGACUGGAAGAUUGUCUUUGUACCAGACCCUGCAGACAAUAGGAGUGUAUGACCUGGAGUACUUUUCUAUUUCUAACAAACAUUUUCUUGCUGUCGCUAAUCAUUGGGAUGGAACAUACCGGCUGGACUCUACAGUCUACCAAUGGAAUGGAACGCUGUUUGUCGACUUUCAGAAGUUGUCAACAAACGGAGCAAAUCACUUCACGUACUUCAAGAUGUACGGGGAGAAGUACCUCGCAGUAGCCAACUACCAUGACGGACGUACCAACUCCACAAAGUCAGUUAUCUACAAAUGGAGCAGCGGCAAGUUUAACAGAUUUCAGGACAUGUCAACUGAAGGUACCUUGGGAUGUACGGCGUUUGUGAUAAACGGUGACACAUUCAUCGCUUUUGCAAACUAUUACAACUCCCAACACAAGCAUUCUGUUCAGUCCACUGUGUUUAAAUGGUCAGGAGGUCACUUUGUUAAGCUGCAGUCUCUUCAGACUUACGGAGCAUACGAUGUCAAGUCUUUUAACAUCAACGGUCACACGUUUCUCGCUUUUGCCAACCACUACUCUGGAAGUAAGCACAACACCGAUUCUUUCAUUUACAAGUGGAAUGGUAAGAAGUUUGUCCUGUUCCAGUCCAUUCCUACUCGAGGAGCCAUCGCAUGGACUCCAUUUGUGAUCAGCGCUCAAACCUACCUUGGUGUGGCUAAUCACUAUGGUGACAGUCAGAAGCAUAACACCAAGUCAGUUGUGUACCAGGCCUCUGGAGUGCAGUUCAUCAAGUACCAAGAGAUUCCAACCCACGGUGCUUUUGGUAUGACGUCAUUUGAGUACAAAGGUCACACUUACCUUGCAGUGGCAAACUACUACAAUGGCCAGAAGCACAACGUAAACAGCGCCCUGUACAAGUGGGUAUAG
Messenger RNA from Porites lobata, 11067 nucleotides. The record is from the annotation of a GenBank genome assembly. NCBI's taxonomy places the organism in Eukaryota, Metazoa, Cnidaria, Anthozoa, Scleractinia, Poritidae.